This is a messenger RNA of Emiliania huxleyi CCMP1516, 3546 nucleotides long. RefSeq lists its product as hypothetical. Gene Ontology annotation, biological process: signal transduction. The coding region runs from base 1 to 3546 and encodes 1181 amino acids. NCBI's taxonomy places the organism in Eukaryota, Haptophyta, Isochrysidales, Noelaerhabdaceae. The transcript has 14 exons. The record is from RefSeq and is a predicted model, not a curated record.
AUGGCCGAGGGAGGUCCGAAUCGGCGGCAGUCGUUCUCUGCCGUCGUCUCUCCGGGCAUGCUGUGUCAACUCUACAUGCACGACUCGAGAGGCGACGGCUGGCAAGGCGCCGAGUGGAGCGGGCUCGGACAGGGCGGUCUCACGCUCGAGGAUGGGUUUGAGAAGACGUUCACCUUUGUUGUGCCGCACUUGCCGCUGCAACUCACCGGCCCGUGCUGCAUCACCGACGGCGGCUCGUGCGCCACGUCGCCAAACUACCCGGAGAGUUACAGCAACAACGAGGAUUGCAUCAUCACUGGUGUGCCGGCGGUCGGCCUUGAGGUGGUGGCCUUUGAUGUGGAGGGGUUCAGCUUCUGCGAAAGUGACUACCUCACGGUCAGCGGCAAGAAGUACUGCGGAAGCCGUGGGCCGGAGGGCGUGGUGGUGGAGGACGGCAUCAUCGAGUGGUGGGGCGGCGUCGUCUACGCGUGGGACAGCGGUGCGGUCUCGAUCAUCGGCUCGACCGUGUCGGGCUGCUCUGCUUCUUAUUACGGCGGCGUCGUCUACGCCAAUCAGAACAGCGGUGCGGUCUCGAUCAUCGGCUCGACCGUGUCGGGCUGCUCGGCUGGCACUCACGGCGGCAUCGUCUUCACGGGUGGCAGCGGUGCGGUCUCGAUAAGCGGCUCGACCGUGUCGGGCUGCUCGGCUGGCACUCGCGGCGGCGGCGUCUACGCGAUUGGCAGCGAUGCGGUCUCGAUAACCGGCUCGAACGUGUCGGGCUGCUCUGCUGGCUAUCGUGGCGGCGUCGUCUACGCGUAUAACAGCGGUGCGGUCUCGCUAAUCGGCUCGAACGUGACGAGCUGCUCUGCUGGCUCUUACGGCGGCGUCGUCUACGCGUGGUACAGCGGUGCGGUCUCGCUAAUCGGCUCGGCCGUGACGGGCUGCUCUGCUUCUGCUGCCGGCGGCGUCGUCUCCGCGGAGUCCAGUGGUGCGGUCUCGAUAAUCGGCUCCAACGUGUCGGGCUGCUCUGCUGGCUGGAACGGCGGCGUCGUCAGCGCGUAUUCCAGCGGUGCAGUCUCGAUAAUCGACUCGGAUGUAUCGGGCUGCUCGGCUGGCGAGGACGGCGGCGGCGUCUCCGCGGAGGACAGCGGUGCGGUCUCGAUAAUCGGCUCGGCCGUGACGAGCUGCUCGGCUGGCAAUGGCAAGUGGGAACCUAAGCGCGAGUGCCUGGCGAAGCUGCUGAGAAGGGGCCGCGCCGGUGCGGAGAUGGCGAAGAGCGCGGGACUCUGGACGAAGCUCAAAAUCGCCAUCUCCUUCUACCAGUGUCUCGCCGCUAUCCCAUCCGUUUACGUCCUCACGGCGCCGGAUACGCUCGUUGGCGGUGCGAUCGACGACCUGCAACGGGGUCUCACCGCCGCCUUCCGCUUCGCCGACCUGGCUGUGCCCUCCAAGUGCUACGGGACCAAGCUCCAUCAGCUCAUCGGGGCGGCGUUCACUCCGUACGCCCUCUUCUUGCUGCUGGCCGUGCAGAUAGCCGUCGCGGCUCGCUGCAGGGGACGGCGCCACGAGACCGGCCUAGUCGCUCUCGCCUCCUCUGGCCUGCGCUCGGCCCUGCCAGCAGGCCUUUUUCUUAGCUUCCUCUUGCUCCCCUCCAUCUCCUCGCUCAUAUUUCGCAGUUUUCUGUGUGACGCCUUUGUGUACAACGACGCUACCGGCACGACGAGGUCGUACCUGCAUUCCGACUACUCGAUGGAGUGCGGCACGCCGUCGCACCAGCGGCUCGAGCGGUGGGCUUACGGCCUCAUCCCCCUCUGGCCUGCUGGCGUGCCGGCGCUGUACCUGAUCUUCCUCCUUGCAUGCCGCCGCACGAUUCGAGCGGGGAGGGUGACGCACGCUUCGGCCUCCGUCCGGUUCCUCUGGUCCGACUACAGGCCUGAGGUUUAUCUGUGGGAGGUGCUGGAGGUGCUUCGAAAGCUGACGGUUACCAGCUUUGUCAUGCUGAUCGAUGAGCAGCACGCAGGCGCGCGCGUACUUGUCGCGCUUCUCGUUUCGAUCCUCUUCCUGUCUCUCGAGAUCUGGGUCCAGCCCUUCCGACGCGACGAGGACAACUGGCUGGCACACAUGUCGAACUUGGCGCUCGUCAUCUCCUACCUGACCGUUCUCGUAUUCAAGAUGUGCGACAGCUAUUCAGAUGCAUGCGACGUGUUUGGCUUCAGCGCGGAGGGGAUCUUCUCCUUCUUCGUUCUGUUUGGAAUCUGCCUGCUGGUCUUGCAUGUACUCCUGUCGCUCACGCACCUGGUGUUUCACGCCGCCGCCACAACCCCGGCCCUACGCGCCGUCUCCACAAACAGCCCGCCGUUGCUAAGCAUGCCAAAGGAGGUGCACUUUCAUCUCUUUGUCUCCCACGUGUGGAAGACCGGGCAAGACCAGACCCACACGCUAGUUCGGCAGCUGCAGCUGAUGCUACCCGGCAUCCGCAUCUGGCUCGACGUGGUCAACUUGGACGACAUCGGCAAGCUUGAGGAGGCGGUGGCCGAUGCGGCCGUGGUGCUAAUCUUUCUCUCCUCGGGUUACUUCGCGAGUCGCAACUGCCGGCGCGAGGUCUACGCGGCUCUCGCCAAUAACAAGCCCAUCGAGGCGGUGAUUGAGGCGGACAAGGAGAAAGGAGGUGCUACGGUCGAGGAGAUGCAGGCUGAGGCCCGUCGUUGCUUCGCACCGCAAGUACCCGGCAUCCCUAGCGCGGAGGUCGUGGUCGCCAGAGUCUUUGCGCAAGAUCCAGUUGUGUCGCUAAAGGAGAUCGCGUUGCGGGUGCUGCGACAGUUGCCCUACUACAUCUCGAUCCCCAGCGACCUCGAUCGCGGUCUCACACUGCCGGGUGAGCUCUCUCCGUUCCGCUUUCCUCCGCCUUGCAUUACAAUCUUGACUUGUGACGCGAACGUGGGGGCGCGGGCGGUGGCCAACGAAGUCCGGGCCACCGCAGUUCGGACGAGCAGCGACAGCACAGUCAGGAUCGAGGAGGCGGGAGCUGUCCUCGCGGCAGGCGCAGCCCAACCUCCCGGCACGGUGGCGCUCCUCAUCUACUUGAACGAGAGGGCCUUCACGGACGCUGGGGGCGUGGUGACAGCGACAGUGCAGCGGGCGAUGGACGCUAGGAUGCCGAUCGCGCUGGUGAACGAGCAGGACGAGGAGAGGGGAGCCUGCGUCUUUGCGCGCUAUUUUGAGCUGGCGCCGGACGUGCUGCAGCAGCCGCCAUACAAGCUGUUUGAUCUGGUGGCGGUGCCUCUCUACCCCGGCGCCGACCAUCGCAAGAUCAGCCUGCGCCACGUGAUGCGCGACCUUGGGGCGGAGCCAGUGGUCAAGGCUGACCUCUUUGCGCGCCUGUCGCGAGCAAGCACCUCCUCGGGCAGCAGCUCCUCCGGCGGCGGCUUCGUGUUGUCCCUGGGCGAGUGGUUGAGGAAGGGAAGGGGACGGCUGGCGCUCUUGUGGGGCGAGGGGCGAGGGCAUGGGCGAGGGGCUAGCCGUACCAGCAGUGGCGGCGACGUAGCGGGGAAUAGCUUGCAGCCCUGA